Antechinus flavipes (yellow-footed antechinus) is the source of this 2097-nucleotide messenger RNA. RefSeq names its product platelet glycoprotein VI-like. The record is from RefSeq and is a predicted model, not a curated record. NCBI's taxonomy places the organism in Eukaryota, Metazoa, Chordata, Mammalia, Dasyuromorphia, Dasyuridae. The transcript has 6 exons.
UGACACCUCACGCUUCCCUGGGGAUCUUUCCCAGGUUCUGGGGCCAGAAUCAGCAUCAAAACAGCAAGAAUUGUUCCAUCUGUCACAAUGUGACUGCCCCCACUCCUCCCCCACAGCACGGGGCCAGCAAGGAGGCAGCACCCACAAAGAGGAAGGGGAAGUUUGGGGACCUCAGAGCAGAGCCAGCCCUGCUCGCGCCCUGUGCCCCCGUUCGGGUCGGCCAGCACCCCCCUCCCACUGGGACCACCAUGAGCCCCGCCCUCUCUGCCCUGCUGUGCCUCGGGCUGUGUCUGGGCCACAGGAUGAGGGCACAGGCAGACAAGCUCCCCAGACCCUCCCUCAGGGCAGAGAAUGGGUCCCUGGGGCCCCUAAGGAGAAGGGUGACCUUCAGGUGCCGGGGGUCACUGGGGGCUGCUGAAUACUUCCUGGAGAAUAAGAUGGGACGUAACUUAAAAAUUAUCGGCUCCGAGCUGUCACAGGAAGUUGAGGUCGAGUUUUCCAUCCCAUUGAUGAUACUGAAUGACACAGGGACCUACUCCUGCGGCUACAGAACAGCGUCCCUCUGGUCAGAGCUCAGUGACCCCCUGGAACUGGUGGCCACGGACCGCCAUGACCCACCCUCCCUCUCGGCCUGGCCCAGCUUCGCAGUGGUCAAAGGACAGGCCGUGACCCUCCGGUGCCAGUCUGAGAAGUGAUAUGACCGCUCUGCCCCGUACAAGGAUGGAGAACAAGUCACCAAAGCCCCGGCCCAGCUCCAUACAUGGGGGUGUCAGGCCAAUUUCUCCAUUCCUGCCGUGAACUCUACCCACAGAGGGACGUACCGAUGCUACAGCUUUCAGAGUCACUUCCCCUAUGAGUGGUCGGCCCCCAGUAACCCCCUGGAGCUCAGGGUCACAGGAACCUCAAAGGAUCCUCCCCACCCCCACAGCCCUGGAGACACCCGAGCUCUGACCCCCUCCCCACCCAGUCCUGCAGCCCAGGAUUACACGCUGGGCAACGUCAUCCGCCUCGGUCUGGCCGGGCUGGUGCUCGUCCUCCUGGGGGUCCUGCUGGCUGAAGCCUGGAAUAGCUGCAGGGGACGCCCAGGGGGAGUGCCCGCAUCUUCUGACAGAAGGGAAGACGGGGCUGGGGGGCCCUGAAGGCUCGGAUCCCAAAUACUCCAGGAAUCCUGCCCACACCCAGACAGAGGAAGGGCCCAGCAUGUGGGGGGUCUACACCAAUCUCAUCAUUGGGUGGCGAGUGUCCACACCAUCCCCAUCAAGGGCCCCUUUAGUCAAAUCCCUCUAGAUGGUGCUCAAAGGAGCUUCUGGACAAGAAAUCUAUCUUCUGAAGAUCAGGCUUGCCCAACUUUGAAUAUAUGUGUAAACAGUAAGGAACCGGAUUGAUAGAGGACCAGGAAGUGUGUUAACAUUGUCCUCCCCGGCCAGCUGGGGUGAUGAGGGAGAGGCUCUUUGCUUCUAGAUAAAAAAUAAAAAGCUCAGUCCUGCAUCUAUAAGUAUGAUAACCCUGACUCCCCCAAGAGCACAGUCUACUUUUUGCAAGAACCAUAAAUAAAGCAACGUCCUUGUGCAAAAAUGUUGGCAGCAGCUCUUUUUGUGGUAACGAAGAAUUGGAAAAUAAGUCGGUGCCCAGCAGUUGGGGAAUAGCUGGACAAGCUGUGGGACAUGAAGGUCUUUUGCUCUAUUUUAUUGCUCUAUAUUAUUGCUCUAUAAAAACUGAUGAACCAGCCAAUUUAUUAGAAAGUCCUGGGAAGAUUUACACUAAUUGAUGGCGAGCCAGACAAGCAGGACCAGGGAUACAUUGCAGCAAGAUGUGCCACGAUCGACUCUGAAAGACUUGUUCUUCUCGGUGGUUCAUUGAUCCAGAGACAUCCCACUAGACUUUGCACAGGAAAUGCCAUCUGCACCCAGAAAAAAUCUAAGGAGACUGAAUGUAAAUCAACACAUGCCAUGUUCACUUCUUUUUUUUCAUUGUUUUAUCUCUCCUAUGUUUUUUUGUUUUGUUUUGUUUCUUCCCUUUUGCUCUGAUUCUUUUCUCCCAACAUGAUUCAUAAAACAAUGUGGUUAAAAAUAAGAAAUAAAAGAAAGUGUGAUCCCA